CUACUUUAAGCAUUUUGAAGCCAAACAUCAUUAGUUGGACAGUUUAUAAUGCACUAGAGGAAGGGUGUUGUUUUAAUAUUUUUAUUUUAAUAUGGUUUUUUGCUUUAAUGCGUCUUUACUACAAAACACUUUCAAUUUUAGUAUGUUCUGUUUUGUUUCUAAUUUGUAUAUACUCACUUGUUAUUGAAUUGCAAAGGAAUUACUCUGAUGGCUCAUCAUUCCCAAAAGAACAUCUCUCAAUUCAUAAUAAUGAAGAAUAUAAUGUGUGGUGUAUUUUUACUAAAGUUCGCACACAUAAAGUCAUUAAGGAAAGAUUUAAUAGAAUGCUUUUUUCUCUUCUCAACACCACUUCAUCUGUGAUAACACUGAAUCUCAUCACUGACAGUUCAAGUAGAAUAGUUGCCAAAGAUAUUAUAUUGAAUUUAAAGAAUUCUACUGGAAAAGAUCUGAAGGUGUCAUUUCAUGAUGUUAAUGUGAUAACUAAUAAGAUUGGAAAUGUUGUAUAUUUAAUGCGAAAAUACUUCAGUUCUCAACCUGGAGCUUAUUACAGUGACCCAUUGUUUUUUGUUUCUUUGGUUCUUCACAAGAUUGCUUUUACUCAGCAUAAAGUAAUAUUAAUUGAUGUGGAUACACUGAUAAAAGUUGAUAUUGUGGAACUUUUCAAUGAAUUUUCUAAGUUUUCAAAUGAGAGUAUCAUAGGCAUUGCUCCAGAAUUGAGUCCUGUAUAUCAUCAUAUUUUGUACAGAUAUAGGCAACAGCAUAAAAAUACAAAGUUAGGCGUAGCUCAUUCAGAAGGUGGCUUUCCUGGGGUGAAUUCAGGAGUGCUUGCUCUGGACUUAGAUCGACUAAGAUCAUCAAAACUGUUUGAAGAACUCCUGACAGAAAAAUCCCUUGACAGAUUGACAAAAAAAUAUUUUUUUAAGGGUCAUUUAGGUGAUCAAGACUUUUACACCUUAAUCGGGCUCGAACAUCUUGAAUUGUUGCAUCUGCUUGAUUGUGGAUGGAACAGACAACUAUGCACAUGGUGGAGUAAACAUGGAUAUUCAGAAACAUUUCAUAAAUUUUUUUCAUGUCCUUCUCCUAUUAAAAUAUAUCAUGGGAACUGUAAUACUGACAUUCUUAGCUAGCAAGUAGCCAAUCAAUAUUCUGUGAUAGUGAAAUUUCUACUGAUCCCUUAAUUAGAAAGCUAUAGAAAUGUAUGAUUCCUUGGAAUACUGAUCUA
This is a messenger RNA of Nezara viridula (southern green stink bug), 1222 nucleotides long. Lineage: Eukaryota; Metazoa; Arthropoda; Insecta; Hemiptera; Pentatomidae. The record is from the annotation of a GenBank genome assembly.